AUGACACUAUCCACACCCCAACUCACCACACCCACCAUAACAACGCCCCCAACCUGGGCUACCCUCCCGAAAACCCUCCGCCAAACACCCCCCUCAAACCUCACAUCCCAUUCGAUCAACCAAAAGCGCGGCAGACCACUCGACUCCUUUCUCGAAGGACCCAUCUACAUUCAAUCCCUAAACCUCCUCUUUCUAACCGACAUUCCCUACGGACGAAUCUUCACCAUCGAUCCCACCACCGCGCAAUGGUCCCUCUUCCUCCAAUACGAUGGCGAACCCAACGGACUCGCCUACCACCACAUCACAAAGAAAAUCCUAAUCGCCGACUUCAAAAACGGCAUUCUGGAACUCGACCCCGUCACGAAAAAUCUCCGCACCAUUGUCUCCCGCUACCACGGCGAGAGGCUUAAAGGCCCAAAUGAUUUGGUGGUUGAUUCAAAGGGAGUGGUCUAUUUCACUGACCAGGGGAUGACGGGGCUGCAUGAUGCGACGGGGCGGGUGUUCAGGUUAUUUCUUGAUGAAAAUUAUAAGGGGGUUGAUGGUGAACUUGGUGGAAGGCUAGAGAUGAUUAUAUCGAAUGGGCCAUCGCCGAAUGGGUUGGUGUUGAGUCGCGACGAGUCGGCGCUGUUUGUAGCCAUGACGAGAGAUAAUUCUAUCUGGUAUGUGCCGUUCAUGUUGGAUGGGUCGGUGCAGAGGGUAGGGAGGUUUGCGAGUUAUUAUGGGAUAGGUGGGCCGGAUGGGAUGGCGAUUGAUAGUGAGGGGAAUAUUCUAGUGGCGCAUUCGACUUUAGGGAGGGUGUUUGUGCAUGAUAAGAGUGGGGAGAUGAAGAUAGUCAUUAAAAGUGAGAAAGGGGCGAGUACAACGAAUUUGACGUGGGGUGUGGGUGAAAGUGGUAGUUUGGAUACGUUGUAUAUUGUGGAGAGUGAGAUGGGUGAGAUUCUGAAGGUGGAUUGGCAUUGUAAGGGGUGGUUGGUUAAGGGGUUGGAGUAG
Messenger RNA from Aspergillus luchuensis, 990 nucleotides. Its product is annotated as SMP-30/gluconolactonase/LRE family protein. The coding region runs from base 1 to 990 and encodes 329 amino acids. Lineage: Eukaryota; Fungi; Ascomycota; Eurotiomycetes; Eurotiales; Aspergillaceae. The transcript has a single exon. The record is from RefSeq and is a predicted model, not a curated record.